AUGGACGAGAAUUUAGUCGACGAUAUAAUACGGCGGUUGUUGGAGGCGAAUAAUGGUCGGGCGGGGAAGAAGCAGGUGCCGCUCACUGAGGCGGAGAUUCGUCAGCUAUGCUCUGCUUCCAAAGAGGUUUUCCUUAGCCAGCCUAAUCUCCUCGAGCUCGAGGCUCCUAUCAAGAUUUGCGGUGAUGUUCAUGGUCAGUUUCCAGACCUCUUGCGGUUAUUUGAAUAUGGUGGAUAUCCGCCAGCUGCAAAUUACUUGUUUCUUGGGGACUAUGUUGAUCGUGGUAAGCAAAGCAUAGAGACAAUAUGUCUUCUUCUUGCAUACAAGGUCAAAUACAAGCUCAAUUUCUUUCUCCUCAGAGGCAAUCAUGAAUGUGCUUCAAUCAACCGUGUAUAUGGGUUCUAUGAUGAAUGCAAAAGGAGAUAUAAUGUCCGCUUAUGGAAGACUUUCACUGACUGCUUCAACUGUCUGCCUGUCGCUGCUCUCAUUGACGAUAAGAUUCUCUGUAUGCACGGUGGACUGUCGCCUGGUCUGAAGAGCUUAGAUGAUAUCAAGAGGAUUCCUCGCCCUAUUGAUGUUCCUGACCAGGGCAUUCUUUGUGAUUUGUUAUGGGCUGAUCCUGAUAGAGAGAUUGAAGGCUGGGGAGAGAAUGAUAGAGGUGUCUCGUAUACAUUUGGGGCCGACAAAGUGGCUGAGUUCCUUCAAACUCAUGACCUUGAUCUUGUAUGCCGAGCUCAUCAGGUUGUAGAAGAUGGAUAUGAGUUCUUUGCAAAGAGGCAACUGGUGACAAUAUUCUCUGCACCCAAUUACUGUGGCGAGUUUGACAAUGCUGGCGCAAUGAUGAGUGUUGAUGAUAGCUUGACAUGUUCAUUCCAAAUCAUCAAGUCAUCUGAGAAGAAAGGAAGAUUUGGAUUCAACAACAAUGUUCCUAGACCAGGAACCCCACCUCAUAAGGGUGGAAAAGGUGGUUAA
Molecule: messenger RNA, 972 nt
Organism: Arabis nemorensis
Lineage: Eukaryota; Viridiplantae; Streptophyta; Magnoliopsida; Brassicales; Brassicaceae
Source: the annotation of a GenBank genome assembly